This is a messenger RNA of Besnoitia besnoiti, 4380 nucleotides long. RefSeq lists its product as uncharacterized. NCBI's taxonomy places the organism in Eukaryota, Apicomplexa, Conoidasida, Eucoccidiorida, Sarcocystidae. The transcript is spliced from 2 exons. Bases 1 to 4380 code for a protein of 1459 amino acids. The record is from RefSeq and is a predicted model, not a curated record.
AUGGGGCCAGCGAAGGUCCUCCGCCUACACGUGUUCUGCAUCGUCUUUGUAUCGUGGAGUUUCUUUCUUUGCUCUGGGUCAGAGUCGGUGUCUGUGUCGAGCCGCAUUCCACAGCAGGUAGAAUCUUGGGGCCCCAAUUCUCCUGAGGUCACUCCACACUCGUGGGAGAGCGACAAUGAGGUCGCGCUCUCCCAAUCUGCUGUGCCGGAUGAUUUGAAUCAGACGCAGGGGUCUUCCGGCAACAGUCGAAGACACCGAGAGCAGAAACACAUGCUAGGCAAAAGAAAAAGAGAUAAUGGAGUUAGCACUGACGUCGCAGACGCAGAUGACGGCGCCGCCCCUUCAUUCCCCAACGAAACAGUUGGUGACACCUCUGGGGCACCUGAAGACACACCAGCGCUUCGUAUGACAGGAAAUCCAGACUCUGCAAACGAUUCCAGCAGAGGAGAUGAGGACGAUCCACUCGAGCCAGCCAAGAAACGCGAUCUUGUUCCUGACACCGCAACGGAACCUAGGGAGGGCGGUUCCAUGGUAGAAGUGGAAAAGGCACAGACGGCUGGAACCGCAUCAGGAAAUGCCGAAGAGGCUUUGAAUGUCACAAGUGUUCCUGCAGAUGCCAUGGCUCACCAAGAGCCGAGCGAAGAGCAAGAACCGCACCGGGAGCGCUCUGAACAGGGAAAUGAAAGUCAACAAUCCACCGCCUUAAACACUCCAUCGGGAGACCCCGCGGCUUCAGGAGCGCAGACGCCUGAUUCACCGGCAGCCCCAGAACACACAACUGAGCAGACCACUGAAGUGAAAGAACCGGCGACCGGAACAGAUGUUUCCUCUGGGGUGGCGUCUGAUACAGUCGAGGCACCCGAAUCCCAUUCCGCGUCGACCGUGACAGGGACCGUCGGAGCCGAAGAAGUGUUUCCGCUGGAAAACGCGGCAGCAAAAGAAGGGGUGGAACCAAACGCUGAACUAGGGGCGAUAGACAUCGAGGGUUCCAAGCGCACAGAGUCGGAGUCCAAACCUCCUGUCGUCAGUACUGAACGCGCCUUCGCGGAAUCAGAUGCGAAACCCAAAGUCGAGCCAUCUGUCGAAGAGGCGGAACAUACAUAUGUUCCGCCAUCUCACUUUGCGGAAGGGGCGCAUGCGUACAUGGAGCCUGCUGAGAAGCAGGAGACGGCCACCGCCGCGGUCACGAAAGACGGCGUCUCGGAGCAGGGGCUGGGCAUGCCCGCUGAUAUCAAGGAAGGAAACAGCGCAGGCCGGGCCGCCAUGCAGGGAGAAAGCAUGACGCCUGAGGAGAACGCGGGAGAGGUGGCGGCAGAAACUGUUGAGACUCUGAAUGAAGUGACUGUCCAGCAGCCCCGCGAGCACCGCCCUCCAGCGGAGCACGAAAGUGCCGAGACCGCCCAUGACCAGCUUUUCACCGAGAGCGAAAAGGACAGACCAGAACUGAAGCUGCAGAACGAAGGAGAUCCCGUAGCGAAGGUGGGUCAGGCGCUGCUCUCUCCGGACGACGCUGAAGCAAGAGAGGCGGAGACCUCAGAAAUCGAUUCCAUGCAUGUUGGGGUGGGCACCAGCUCCAGUGCAGACACGAGUCGCUCAGGCAGUGAGACGGAUGCCGCAGAAGAAACCCAGCACCACCCGUCCGAAGCCGACGUCGAACCCGCGCCCACAUCUCCGGCGGCAACGGAGGAGUCCGGCCGCCAGAAGGUGGAAAAUGGCUCCGUUGAGCAAAAUGAAAACUUCCACGCCAACAGGGCUGAUGUCAGCGUCCAGAUGCAAGGUCCUCAGCCUCUGGUAGGAGAGGAGUCACGCGCUUCUGUUCUUGAUGACUCUGCGCACGACGCCGGGUCGAACCCCCAGCUCCAGGGGGCACCGAUGAGCCAAGGUCGCGAAGCAGACUCGGAGGCGUCAGAGCCCCAGGUGUUGGCGGACUCGCCCCUUUCCGGUCCUCUGGUAGAUGCGUUCCCCCCCACGGAAGUGCAUCCUCUUUUGCCAAAUCAACCUGCAAUCGGCGAGCAACCUCCCGCGUGGGAUGGCGUUGACGACGCAGCAGGACCGCCUCCUCACGCCACAGAGCCUGAAGAACGGCCAGAAAACGAAGAAGACGCCAGCGCGAGGCAGCAAGUGUCCCGCGCGGACGCGGCGCCUGACGUGGACGACGAGCCUCCUCUUUCUGUCUGGGACCCUGUCAGCGUUGGUCAGACCGACGCAGACGAGGCCUCGAUUCUUUUCGAACAAGAGUUCGCCUCCGGCGACCACUACGAUGCGUUGCUCCCCUCGUACCUCCACCCUUCUCAUGAGCAGUUUGAAGCAGGUCACCGUGCCGAUGAGGCGACUUUCUAUUCGUUCGACGGGGAUGCUCCAGCCACCGCUGGUGAUGACGGAGAGGCACGGGUGUCUGCGUGGCACCCCGGCAAAGAGUCUCGCUUUCACCAUCGGGUGUCUCGUCCUGCCUCUUUCAACUUCCGCGGGCGGCCACUGGCCUCACCAGGGAAAAAGACAAACGAAGCUGUGCCCGCCCAUUAUCUGGAGGUCCCCACAGUGAGCCAGUGGGUGGAACCCGCUUUCGCCCCUUCGGCAGUCGAAUCUUUGCACGGCCAGUUCGAAGACCGGCACCCCGACAAAGCCUUCCACUCUCUCGCGCAAAACCAUUUUGAUGACGACGACCACGUGCUUGUCGGUCUCCAGUCGGCAGCAACGCAAGCUGCCAACGCGGACACGGAAGACGACUCGAAUGUCUCGUCGCCCCUUCGACGAGCAGAACCCGCCGACGCCACCGACAACGACGACGCUGAGGCAUCUCCCGAGGCGGCUCAGCGGACUUCCUCACCGUCCGCAGCGCCGGCCGUUUCCGCGCCCUCUAGUCAUUCAACCAGCACUGAAAACCCAACGAUGACAGAGCCUGGGAGAGAGAGUGGUGAUUCGUCGUCUCCUGAAGAAGCACAAAUGCUUCUUCCGGGACCUCCCGCCUCUAAACUGGACCUCACUACAGCUCCCGCCGAGGAAACCACCGGAGGCGUGACACCUUCAGAGGCGCGGGAAAGCGAACCGAGCCACGCUCAAGCGGGGCGCGCAGCAGACCUUCUGUCUGCAGCCGCCGACGAGGAUACUGUCUCCGCUUCCGCACCGUCUUCGCUUGCACCAGCCCUUGUGUCUGCCUCUUCCGAUGCCCCCGAGGUCGCAGCCACCGCCGCCGCCGGCGGCUCCUCCAACUCACUCGCAGACCCCCGCGAGGGGAGAUGCACGCGCGAAGAGCUCGAGGCGCUGACGCAGCACUUUUCGGGUCAGGCAGAGACAUGCAGCGCGUACCGUUGCAUCGAGACUGAAGGCCGUGAGUUUCGAGAGCGUCUCAAGGAGCACUACGGAUCUAUCUACGACGAGGGGCAGCUGGACGAACUGGCUGGACUGUUUGCUGCGUGCUACUGCCGCUGCCCGAUGAUGAAAUGCGAAGUUGACUAUGUCAUGGACACUGGUUCUGACUCGUGUAAGGAGGCGACCGUGGAGUACUGCGAGCAGUCAAACGAAAAAUUCGUCGACAGAUGCACGUCCGCAGCAGAGCAACUGCCCCUCGUCUACGACCUAAGCACCGACCCGGGGAGCUUCAAACUCCCAUGCAGGGUGUGCAGGCGUGAGGGCCUUGGUCAAUUGAGGCCAGACGAGUCGUCCACGACGCCCUCUUCCGUCCCCUCCGCGACCCCGUCUUCGCAGCAGCAGACGCCUCCUCACACAGGACUGCAUGCGGGCGAGGCGACACAGGGGGGCAGCUCUACAACCGGUGAAGCAAUCCUCCCGACGCCGUCAGUACCGGGGGGAGCUUCAGGCAGCGCUUCUCAGGCGCCGACUGAUUCCUCAGGAUUAGCUGGAAGCGAAGUGAGCGGCGGACACGACCGGGAUGGCUCGAGCGACUCAGGCGCAUCUUCAAGCUGGCAACGCCAGAUUCCGCCGAGCGCAGAGCCCCCCACACUCUUUCCUCCUACGGGGCCGCAUCCCUCGGCCUCCUUUGGCAGAGGCGACGACGAAGAAAGCUACCCGGGAGGCCCUUCUCCCGCCGUCUCCACUAUGCCUUCGUCGCAGGGCGGAGGUGAGGGCGCCUCUGAGGACCUGUCUCCUCCUCUGUUGGAAGGGGACACUGGAGCCAGUGGCGCCGCGCAAGGGCCUGAGCAAGUCGUCUCUCCCCCGGGAUCACACCAGCUUUCCACUUCGGUGACGUCCUCUAGCACUGUGCGAGUAACGGCACCUGAAAGUCUGUCAACCGCGGAAGAUGGACCGGAAGCGGACGAGGCAGACGAAGUGGCAGAUGGGGGAGCUGUGAGCGUGUUUUCGAGCUCGCUGUCGGCCUACGGGGGCGCUCUAUUCGCCGUGCUUAUCGCGAGUACUGCGUGA